Gamsiella multidivaricata is the source of this 897-nucleotide messenger RNA. RefSeq names its product Sodium:dicarboxylate symporter. The transcript is spliced from 2 exons. The annotation marks the transcript as partial. Gene Ontology annotation, cellular component: membrane. The record is from RefSeq and is a predicted model, not a curated record. Gene Ontology annotation, molecular function: symporter activity. NCBI's taxonomy places the organism in Eukaryota, Fungi, Mortierellomycota, Mortierellomycetes, Mortierellales, Mortierellaceae.
AUGGGACCUGUAAAGACAGUGUGGGAGUUUCUGAGAGAAUGGACAAACUUGACAGUGUGGAUCGUGAUCGCCUUAGUGGUCGGGAUCCUUAUCGGAAGGUUCGCGCCAAAGUUUGCAGUUAGCAUCGGGCCCCUGGGAACAGUCUUUAUCCGCAUGAUCCAGUGCAUCGUCGGUCCUCUCAUUUUCAGUACACUUGUGAUCGGUAUUGCUGGCCAUGGCGACGAUCUCACUCGAAUCGGCCGACUUGCACUCAAGUCUGUCGUUUAUUUUGAGGUCGUGACAACACUUGCGCUGAUCCUUGGUCUCAUCGCGGUCAACAUUGCUCGCCCUGGCGCAGGACACAGUUUGACAGGACUAGCACCACCGGACACCAACUUUACCGCCAUUACAUGGGUCACAGAGAUGGAGGUCAUCGUUCCCACGUCCUUUUUCUUGGCGCUCUCGGACCAUACUGCGGUGCUCGCAGUAGUGUUUUGUGCGAUCAUGUUCUCGGUUGCAAUCACUCAGGCGGACGAAAAAUCCAAGCAGUUCAUGCUCGACUUUAACGCGUCCCUCUCUGGAAUUAUGUUCAAGGUCGUGGAUUUGGUUAUGAACUACGCGCCCAUCGGUAUCGGAUGCGCGAUCGCCUCCACGGUGGGACAGUACGGUCUAGGCUCCUUAGAGGUCGCUGGGAAAUUGGUCGGAACGCUUUACGUGGCCCUGAUCGUCUAUGUGAUCCUUAUCCUGCUACCGAUCAUGUUUCUCUGCCGGUUCCCGUUGCGCGAAUUUGUCUGGGCUGUUGGCCAGCCCUUCCUGAUGGCCUUCGCUACCAGUUCCUCAGAGUCAGUGUUCCCCAUGGCAGUGGAGAAGAUGGUCGAAUUCGGAGUCCCGUCCGAGAUUGCGGUCUUUGUGAUUCCG